UGCGCGAGGAGGAGUGCGUGUCGGGGGCAGCUGCUCGUGGCUCCUGUGGGUGAUAACUGCCCUCUCCUGCCUGCUGCCCAUUCAUGCUCGGGCUGACCACCUGCAGCACCGUGUCCGCGCGCUUCCAGGCUGUGUGUGUCUUCGCCAGAAAGAAAGGACUCCGCGUGCGUGCUGCGCGUGCGUAUGCGUCUCUGAAUGACGGGCGGACGGUUUGAUUUUGACGAUGGAGGCACGUACUGUGGAGGCUGGGAGGACGGCAAAGCCCACGGUCACGGCAUCUGCACCGGGCCGCAGGGUCAGGGCGAGUACUCCGGAGCCUGGAGCCACGGCUUCGAGAUAGUGGGGGUUUACACCUGGCCCAGCGGGAACACCUACCAGGGCUACUGGUCACAGGGAAAACGCCAUGGGCUCGGAGUGGAGACCAAAGGCAAGUGGAUUUAUCGGGGCGAGUGGAGCCACGGCUUUAAGGGCAGGUAUGGAGUCCGGCAGGGCAACAACACACCGGCCAGGUACGACGGCACGUGGAGCAAUGGACUUCAGGAUGGGUACGGAGUGGAGACUUACGCAGAUGGGGGCACGUACCAGGGACAGUGGAUGGGUGGGAUGCGGCACGGUUAUGGAGUCAGGCAGAGCGUUCCAUACGGAAUGGCUACAGUGAUCCGCUCUCCUCUCCGGACCUCACUGGCGUCCCUGCGGAGUGUCCAGAGUAAUGGCGCAGUGGUGCCGGACACAGCAGCUGAGCAGCCAGUCAGCACCCGUGGUGGCUUUGUGCUCAACUUCCACAGUGACAGCGAGGUGCUGGCAGGCAGGAAAAAGAAGCCAGGCCUUUUCCGGCGGGGCUCGCUGUUUGGAAGUCUGCGGCAGCUCCGCAAGUCUGAGUCCAAAAGCUCCAUCUCCAGCAAGAGGAGCUCAGCCAUGAGCCGCAUCAGCUCCAGCGAUGGCAACUCCACCAUCAGCUACGGUGAUGGAGAGGCAACUGACGAAUUCCCACCGAUGGAGGACAAUGUGGACGCCACUACCACCGAGUCGUACAUGGGCGAGUGGAAGAACGACAAGCGCAACGGAUUUGGCAUCAGCGAGCGAUCCAACGGCAUGAAGUAUGAAGGGGAGUGGCUGAACAACAAGCGGCAUGGAUACGGAUGCACCGUUUUUCCGGAUGGAACCAGGGAAGAAGGAAAGUACAAAAACAACGUUCUGGUGCGCGGGAUACGGAAGCAGAUAAUUCCACUCAAAAAUCCCAAGACCAAAGAGAAAGUGGAGCGGGCCGUGGAGGGAGCCAGGAGGGCCGCCGCCAUCGCCAGGACAAAAGUGGAAAUAGCAGCUUCAAGGACAGCCCAUGCCAGAGUGAAGAGUGAAGCAGCAGAUCAGGCUGCAGUCGCUGCUGGUCAUGAAUCAGAUCUGGCCAGAACUGUGGCAAGAGAACUGUCCCCCAGCUUCCAUCAACCAGGCCCAGAUUACAUCAAGCAAAAACUCAGCGAGCAUGUGGAGGAGAUUAACGAGGCCCCACCACAGGAAGAAAAGAAAAAAGAGAAAUCAUCAACCGGAAGCCCCUUUUAUCGACGUGGCACAACUCCGUCCCACUCGCCUGCCCAAAGCCCCACCCCAUCUCCACCAACCUCACCAAAAAAGAAGAGUCAGCAGGUCAACAGCAGUGUCACUCGCAAGAUAAGCAAAGACAACACUACUAUAGGUCGUAAAAUAAGCAAAGAAGAAAGGGCCUUCAUUGUGGCAGAGAUAGCCAAAGUACCUGCUCUACCAGCACCACCAGCACCAGCACCAAUCAAACUGCAAGAAGUUCCCCCACCAAAGCCCCCCAAAGUUAAUGAACCAGCGCCCAAUCCCGUUAGCACAGGCAAUGGGCAGCUGCACAGUGCUUACCACAGCUACUUGGUGAAGGCAACUGUAAAGGUUCCUCCACCAGAGGAACCAGAGGAUGAUGAGCCAGAGAUGACCCAGUCCAGUCUGGCCAGGAUGCCUCCAUCCCCACCUAAACUGUUCAGGACACCAAGCCCCAAACCAGAGCCCAAGCUCAGGAAACAGGAAUCUAUAAAGCCAAAGAGCCUUGCAGAAACCAAGAAAGCUAGCAUGGAACUCGCCAAUGAGGUAUUAGAAGAAGAAACGGGUCCUAAUUCAGUUUUAGUUGCCAUGGUAAUGCUUUUGAAUAUUGGAUUGGCAAUCAUUUUUGUUCACUUCUUGACAUGAUGGAGUGGCAUCUCAGCGCAGUGUCACUGGCCUUUAAGAAAACAAAGUGACACCAAGCAGAGUCUUGGCAGUGGCAGCAGUAAAAUCAACGUAUGGAAGAAGUUUGAGAUAUGCAGCACGUUUUUGGAGGAAGACCAGCCCUCAGUAAAGAAGUGUGGCUCUUUUAGUCAUGUAAAGGACUAAGAAGAAACCACAGGUGAAUAAAAAAACAGAAGAUUUGUAAGAGAAAGUAAAGUAAAGAGUGCUUAUCCAAGUCAUUGCCUGUGAAGAGUGGAGCCUCUCUGUGUGCAGAGACUUUACUGAAAAUGUUGGGAGAUGCUCUUUAAACGUGACGGGCACAAACAGCUGCCUCGCUCUUUUGCCGUGUGACGUGUAAGUGGGGAGAUGUGCACUCGGUGCCAGAGGAAUUUGUUCAGGGAACUUUGUUGCGCUCCAGCAAUCACGCCACACCGGCCAGAGGAAACCAAACACACACGACGGUGUCACUCUCCGCUCUUAUAGCGUUACUGACCCUCUGCUGCUUCUUCCAUCCUCUCCUGCGUUCUUUUAACGAGACUUGAUUUAACACGCCCUGUGCAUGGUACCAUUUAUUACUGAUGAAAUGUUUUUGUUUUGUUUUCUUUUGUGUGUUGUUUCUCUUCAUGUUAGCUUUUAUCCUUCAGCGUUCAGCCGUAGAGGUUAUUUGAAUUAAAACAUAUAUGCUGAAAAAAGUACACUAUUGUUCAAAAGUUUGGAAUCAAAACAAUUUUUCUGAUUUUAAAUACGAACAUACACUGUUAACAAUGAAAGCCAGCUCUGCCUAAAAUGAUAAGGUUACUGAUUACACUGCUUUUCUUGAGCCAGCUCAACUUGAGGACACUAGUUGAGUUCAACUGACUCAGAUUUUGAGUCAAAUGUUCUCCUAACUCUCAUUUUUUUUGGUAAUGCAUCUCUGUAGUAAACAAUAUCGAAUGCAUGUUUUUACUCAUUUUCCCCAGCAGCGGUCUUUCUAUCAGACAAUUCCCAUUUUCUCCUCUGGGGCUCCGACUUAUGGAGGGGAUGGCACUGUGGUUCAAACUCACAGCCUCCUUAAAGUAGUUUGAUUUCUGUGUUUAAUACAUUGUAAAAGUUAUUUGUAUACAUAUAUAAAGUACAUUUUAAAAAUAUAAAAGUAUAUUAAAGUAAACUUUCCACAUUUGCUAGAUUUCCACAACAAGCAGAAUGUGAGUUGGGUAUGCUGGAUUGAGCCAAAUAACUGUAAAUAAAAGAGAGCAGUAAAUGCAUUCAUUGAGACACAUCAUGGGGAAAAGUUCUUCUAACUUUGUGCUGGGGCAGCACUGAGUAGUGUUUGCUUAUUUCAUAGCAUAUGUUAAUUGCAAAUAUGUAUAUGACAGCUAAUCAUCAGCUAAAAUUGUAUGACUGUAACAGCCCUAAAAGUUAUGCAAUAGCAUGUGGUGCUACUGGCUAAUAAUUCACCCCAGCAUCAGGAGGUUGUGAGUUUGAACUCCAGUGAUCCUAUAGCUGUCCAUAUCUGGAAGCUCAAGAGAAGAAAAUCCCUUGUGGAAUUGUGUAAUGAAAAGAGUGGCAGCCAGUGGGGAGUAAAAACAAAUUCUGCAUCGUUUGCUUAACCAAGAAACUAGAAAUGAGAGUUUUGACUAAACUAAAAGCUGGGUGAAUUCUGGUGUCCUCAAGUUGAGUUAACUGAAGAAAAGCAGUGUAAUCAGCUACCUUAUCAUUUUAAAUUGAGCUUCUCAUUUUUUACAGUGUAGCGAUAACACUUUACUGUUGGGCAGUGUUCAUAAGGCAACACAGCACCUACAUGAACCUACAUAAACGUUUAUACAGGCUUAUUCCAGCAAUCCUGUGUAGGAGUCAUGUAGCCUAACGAAUGUUGCCCUUCAGUAAAGUGUUACCAUAAUAACUUAUACAGUGUAGAUUUGAAUAUUACAAACUGUUCACCGAAAGGUAUUUUUAGAUGCUUUAUGCAUUAUUUCAAGAAUUCUGUGAGGUAAAUGAUAACUAAUAUACUGUAAAUGAUCUUAUUACAUUAUUUUCUGUUGUUAUCUGCCUUGAGAUUUGAUCUCCACUUUUGAAAUAUGAUGCAUCCUGGAUAUUCAUUUUAUUAUGACGUAAUGCCUUAUGUUCUUCAACGUUCUUAGCCAUUGUAGAAUCUUCUACAGCAUUUAGCUGCAACAAAAUUGGUUUAUAUUAUUGACAACAGUAUUGCUUCCAAGCUUUUGAACUGUACUGCAUCUGAUUUAAAUGUGUUCAUCAUUUCCACAUGAAUAAAAUCUGUUAUAUCCACAUAACUACUGUCUUACUUUUGGCAGUAAUUGUGCUGAUGUAAUAAAUUUUAUUGACGUAGAACUGAUAUACACAUUCUGCACCACCUUUUCAGCAAAUUACUGUCAGUAGUCUAUUUUAGAAUUAUUUUCAAAGAAUAUGUUUUAUGAGAUGUGCAAUAAGCUUUAUUUAAAACAAAAAAAAGCAUUAUAUAUCGAACCACUGAGAAGCUUUUUAGCCCCCAAAAAAUCAUGUUGUUCUGUAUUCAAUUAGAAAUGAAAACGAAUAUGACUGAAAGAGAUGAAGCCUGCGGUGAUUAAGAUAUGUGAUUACUUAGUGUAGGGGAGAGCGGAGCACAAAAUGAAACAUUUUGUUUUUUGCUAAAUAAUUUUAAAAGUAUUUGAACAAGAUGAAUAAUAGUAUUCAUGUGACAACUUCAUGCUCGUAGGUGGGGUUAACUGUAACAGACUGAGGGGUGAGCUGUAAUAGUCGCUGAGUCUGGUAAACUGAUGCAAAACAAUUUAUUCAGAAUUUGAUUGAUUUGUUCCAACCUAAAUACAUAAAAAUGUCUCCAUUAAUAUAAAUAUGAUUACUGAAGAGAGGCUGUGCUAAAUGUGGCAAAUUAAUUUUUGACAAUAUAGUAGAACAGCAAAAUAUCGGCAUGAUAAAAUUUAAAUAGAUUUAUUUACAUGCUAUCUAUAGCACAUUUUUAUGAGUCGUAAUAACUUCCAAAAAUGAACUAUUCUGAAUGUAUAAAGGGGGAUAUUGGUUUCUCUGAUUGUUCACUUUGGGGGUCUCAAGGUCAAUUUAUGCUUCUGCAUGCCGGACAGCCACGUACCCUACACCGUAGCCUGAUGCGCACCUCCCCAGAAAUGUAACUACAUGUCACUGUGACACAGACCGCAACAAGCAUGAUUGGUCCACAUGGUAGCAACGCAUUUCCUCCUACACAUUUGGCUACACACUACGCUUCUCAGUCUUCACCUCCAUUUUUUUAAUUCAGGAUGAACAUGCAUCAAGUUGAGGAGAGAUAUCCUAAGUAUAGAAAAUAAAAACUUAUAAUAGCGACUAUGACUGUUAAGUCUGAUUGAUGUUGGAGUGACAGGAAGCCGAAAUCAAACCUGUUCUGUGGUGUUCUAAGCAGUAGCCUGCUAGGCUAAGCUAACGCAAGCGUACUGAGCCUCCCACCGCAGUACAUCGGUUCCAGCUAACAGAUGUUUGAAAAAGUGUCUGAGAGCACAAAUUCAAAUGUCUGCUGAUGAAGUGACAGGAAGAUGAAAAAUGGUGCAAUUGCAGAGCAACACUGACACCAACGCACAAGUAUACAUACUUACAACGGCGUAGGCCAUUUACAUGGCUAUGGUGUAGACUCUGCUUUGAUUCAAUGCAGAAGCAUAUAUCAGCUUUUAGUUGUAACAGUAUGUUAAAUUAACCCUGCCGUGUGGAGGCCUGCCUAGCUCUCACUGUGACCUGUUUAUUUGCCUCUAAAUGGUGCUGUAUUACAGCCACCGAGAGGGAGAUUAAAAUAAUAUAAGAGUGAAUUCUUUGAACUCAGUAAUCAAAACUCUCAUGAUGCAAAAAGUUACUUUUAUGGUAUAUAAAUAGUUUUCAGGGUGAAUCUGGAGAAAUAUCUUUCUGAUGUGAAAAUUUACAGAUGACGUUGCUAUGGGAACAGGAGAAGCAUGUUCUACUGGAACAACAUAAAAUAUCUGUGCUACAUUUUACCCCACAUUAGUUUGUGCCCUGCUCUCCCCAGUAAUAUUUAGUGGUAAUAAUAAUGAUUGUCUACCCCCAAUGGAACUUAAUCUGACACCUAUUAUGUUUACUUAAUUCUAAGAGAAGACAUCGUCUAUGUGAAUUGUUAUGAGAAGGCAGCGUAUAGUCCAUUGUGCAUGCGAGUUUAUUGAUAUUGUGUGCAUUGAAAGCAUUAGUAAUUGAGUAGUCAUUUCUGAAGGGGGCUGGACAGAAAACUGGACCGUGGGGGCCUGAGCUUGCUUGCAUGUUGGAGAUACUGGAUAUCCAAAGAUGUGGAUGUUUUUGUGUUGAAUUAAUUCAGGUAGUGCCACGAGGAAAGAAAGAUGUGGUACCUUGGACAAGGGGUGUGUUGCCUUUAAAGAGUCUUUAACUACUGUUUACCUCAGAAGAACAUGAAAAAAGCCAAAAAAAAGCAAAAAAGAAAGAAUUCUUGUCUUAAUCCCCUACUAUGGGAACUCUGACUGUUGAAAUAUUUUGGAAAUUGAAUUUUUAAUGUGCCGCUACAUUGCUUCAUUGUUUUAUUUCGUUGUUUGCUGGCACAGAGUGGCGAUUUUACUGUUAUUUUAUGUAUUAUAAUAUUAACAUUUUAUCACUUCAAAAAAGACUUAUUUAUUCUACAAUAAGUAGUCGUUUGUAUUGUUUUAAGCAUUUGCUCAAAGAAAAAGGGCUUCAAACAAGUAAGAUUUUCAUACAUAGGCUAUCACAUAUAUCACAUUUAUAUUUCAUUACUAAUUAGCACAGCUUAUUGAAAAUCUACUAUGUAACACCUUAAAUAUUAAUCCAAGUACAAUAAUUCAUGCCAAAAGAUUCUCUUUCUCGCUUAAGAUUUGAAAAGUUGAACUUAGCCUCUACUUUUGAGAAAUUAAGGAAAAAUAUGGAAAUUAAGGCAAGAUAAACAGAUGUCAGAAACUGUAUGAAAAUGUUGCUAGCCUAAUUUGGGAGGCAUUGCUAGACCUGAAUGUACAAGAAAAGUGCAAAAAAAAGAGUAAAAGGUGCACAAACUAAUAAUUACAAAAAAAGAAACUACAGAGGCAGCAGAGUGUGCAAAGAUGUGUGUCUAGCCAAGUAGAAAUUACAGAUAGGGCAUUAAAAGGGGAUUUUUCAAAUGUUCUACAUAA
Molecule: messenger RNA, 7337 nt
Organism: Colossoma macropomum (tambaqui)
Lineage: Eukaryota; Metazoa; Chordata; Actinopteri; Characiformes; Serrasalmidae
Gene: jph1a
Product: junctophilin 1a
Exons: 6
Coding region: 196-2202 (668 amino acids)
Cellular component (GO): plasma membrane; sarcoplasmic reticulum; endoplasmic reticulum membrane
Source: RefSeq, a predicted model, not a curated record